Messenger RNA from Rosa chinensis, 1717 nucleotides. RefSeq names its product protein DEFECTIVE IN MERISTEM SILENCING 3. The transcript has 8 exons. NCBI's taxonomy places the organism in Eukaryota, Viridiplantae, Streptophyta, Magnoliopsida, Rosales, Rosaceae. The record is from RefSeq and is a predicted model, not a curated record. Bases 130 to 1425 code for a protein of 431 amino acids.
GUCCUCCUCUCACAUUGAUAUUUCAGGAUUCUCUCCUCUCCUCCCCUUAAUAGCUAAAAUUUCAGUUGAAGAAGAAAGAGAGCGAGAGCUGACUCACUGAGUCAACUCGGAAGAAGAAGAAGAAUCAAGAUGUUCCAACCCAACAACAACAACCAGCUUCCAAUCAAGUCAUUACCUAUUCAAGAUCCAUCAGCACCGAUGCAAGUGGAUAAAAAAGAAACUAGCAUAGUCUUGAAGGAUGAAACGCAAAAUGGAGGAUUCGCGCAAGCAGAAUCUAUCAUCUUCUACACUAAGAGACUUCAAGAUGAUUUGCAUGAGAUGGGGUUGAAAGUAAAACAGCAUGAGGAGGACAUGAAACUUCUGAGGUCUCAGAAAAACAAAUUAGAAGAAUCUAUUCUUGAUCUGCAAGUUAUGUUAGGCAACUAUCAUUCCUCAACCACAACUACUACUGCAAAUGAUAACCAUAGUCAGGAGGAAACAAUUAAAAAGAUUCUUCAGUGCGAGAAGUCAGCUGCAGGCAUUUUAUGGCAGCUGAAAGCUCGUCACGGUAAUCAGGCUGCGGAUCUUCCCCUGACCAAGGAUAUUGUGGGUAUUGUUGCGAUGCUUGGGAAAGUAGAUGAUGAUAAUCUUAGCAGGCUUUUGUCAGAGUACUUGGGACUGGAGACUAUGUUAGCAAUUGUCUGCAAGACUUAUGAUGGUGUCAGAGCUCUAGAAUUGUAUGACAACGAAGGUUGCAUAAACCUGAAUUCCGGUCUUCACGGGCUUGGUACUUCUAUUGGGAGGAAAUUGGAAGGUCGGUUUCUGGUCAUUUGUCUUGAAAAUUUAAGACCAUAUGCUGGUGAGUUUGUACAUAAUGACCCCCAACGGAGGCUUGAUAUUCUAAAACCAAGGUUGCUGAAUGGGGAGUGUCCACCUGGAUUUCUUGGCUAUGCUGUAAAUAUGAUCAAUGUGGAUAGCACAAAUUUAUUUUGUCUCACAGCCAGUGGACACGGCCUGAGAGAGACUCUACUUUAUAGCCUCUUUUCUCGCUUGCAAGUGUAUAAAACAAGAGCAGAUAUGGUAUCUGCUCUUCCUUGUAUAACUGAUGGAGCCAUUUCUUUAGAUGGUGGGAUGAUUCAGAGGACUGGUGUGUUUUCCCUUGGCAACAGGGAAGACAUAGGUGUGAAGUUUCCAAAGCUCUCAGUGGCAUCAGGCCUGCCCGAAAGCUAUCUAGAAACAGAAAGACAAAUCAAUGAGUCGAAAUGGAGAAAAGAAAAAUUGAUUGAAGAUACGAAGAGAGUACAGGCAUUAUGGGACAAUGCAAAAUUCAAUUUUGACAGAAAGAAAAAAGAGUUCCUCAAGUUCCUGGCUGAUAGUUCAUCUUAUGCAACUCAGGCAACUCAGCAUCAAAUUAUGGGGGCGCAGAAUAGAUUUACCUCGAGCUGACGAGUACAUUGAAGAAACCAGGCUACCAACAAACGAUUGAAAAGGGGCAGCCUUCAGAAAUUUGUCUAGUUGAUCUUUGGGCUGAUACUCCAUCUGUCAUGUGAAAGCAAAAACAUGCGUUCACGAGUGGAGUGAGAGUGGAAUUAGAUUCAGCUUCUUAGGUCACUUGGUCCUCAAUUUUUUCCUGACUUUUGUGGAUAAAUGGACUAAUGCGUCCAUUCCAUUCAAACGCUACCAUUGAAUCUUUGUAGUUUUCUUUUACAAGGUGAAAUAAUUUGCUUCUUUCUUCCAA